This is a messenger RNA of Adineta ricciae, 1629 nucleotides long. NCBI's taxonomy places the organism in Eukaryota, Metazoa, Rotifera, Eurotatoria, Adinetida, Adinetidae. The record is from the annotation of a GenBank genome assembly.
AUGACUGCUCUCUCAUCGAACACGAAGUAUUAUAAGGAAGCGUAUAGUCUUUUUCAACAAUGCACGAAGAACGAAGAUCGACAAGAUUUGGCCAAUAAAGUUCUAGAUGAAGCAUCAUCAUCUGGAUCAGAUACAAGCAAAAUUACUCGCGCUUGUUCACGCGAAUUCGAACAAUUAAUGCCACAUGUGACGACACCAUCGAUUCUCGCGUCGUUUUUCGAUCGUCUCACACAAGAUGAGUUAGAUGAAUUCAUUCGUGAUCGUGCCGCAUCGUUUGUUUUGGAAAAGCUUCUUACUUAUCUACCGAAUGUUUUAUCAACUGAGAGUGAGCGAGUUCAUUCAUCAUAUGAGCGUCUGUUCGAAUGCGUUCGCGAGAAUUUCAAUGAUUAUAUGCAAGAAAGUGGCACCGGUCAUAUCAUUGCGUCGACCAUUGCAUUUCUCCAUCCAUUGAUCAUCUCUCCAAAUACAAACGAAUACGAGUCACUGAUCGACGGUGGUCAAACGGCGAAAAAGUUUGCUGAAUUGUCUUCCGAUUGGAACGUACUCGAUAAAUUACGUCAAAUGAAAAAAUUAAUUAAAAAAUGUUCCGUACACAAUGAAUUUGUCUAUGCUACCUUAUUGCGAACGUGUGGGUAUAUCAGCGAGAAACUGUAUACUAAAUUAGUUACUCAUCUUUGCGAAAAAUAUUAUUCGAAUAUCAAUGUCCAACAUUUGCUAGAUAAAUGCUCAUCGUUUCUGUUCGAAGUUCUUGUCGAAUUUCCAUCGAAUCAACGAGAGACGAUUCUUUAUCCACUAGUAUUCGAUCAGAUCGACGAGAUUUAUCUCCAUCCAAUUGGAAAUUUCUUCAUUCAGCGUUUAUUGUUAACGCUGAAUGACAAGAAAGUGUUGGAGAAAAUUUACCAGCUAUUAAUUCAUGAAGAACGAUUUGGCAAACUUGUACAUGAAGGACAAAUCCGAUUACUCAUCACCUUUAUUCGCGUUUGUGAACGAUUCUCGUGUCAUUAUGAAGAGCUAGUCAAUCGAUUGAAGACAACUAUUCAUUGCACAAAGAAUAAUACUAAUGAAUUCAUUCCAUGUGUAUUAAAACUACGAGCAGACAAUGCUGACACUCAAUUAAUAACCAAAGAAGGUUCACUGGUCGUUCAAGCUCUUCUCCGUGCUGAUAAAGUCGAUUCGUUAACUCGUCAAUCAUUUCUGUCGUUAACUGGUGAACAAAUUGCAUCGAUUGCUUGUCAUCCCAGUGGUUCUCAUCUUCUUUGUCAAUUAAUUCUCAAAUCAAAUCUCUGGCCGAUACUCCGACAGAAGAAUUUCUAUGAAAAACUCAAUCAGAUGUAUACCAAAAUGGCUUGCGAUAAGGCAGCUUGUUGGUUUGUUACACAGUUAUGGAAAAGUGCAAUUACGAUCGAUCAAAAACUGGAAAUGGCCAAGAGUCUAGCAAAAGAUUUGCAAAUCUUACGUUCACAUACGUAUGCACGGUUUAUCACCUAUGAAAUGAAUCUAACGGCUUUUUGUUCUCGACCUGACCAAUGGAAGCGAAGUUUUGAAACUGUUUUGAAAAAACAUUCUCUUCUCGAUGAGCUUGAUGAUGAUAACGACAAGAGAAAGAAAAAGAAGAAGAAGAAAACAUGA